AUGACAGCAGAACUUCGGCGAGAGGCGCCUCUUAGUGUUCAAUUGGACCGCGUUGGGGCUACGUACACUGCAGGUGAGAAAGUCACCGGAUGUGUUGUUGUAAACUAUGCGAUGGCUUCUACCUUUCUCAGUAUUGACUUGACUGUGUUGGGUACAUUAACGAUUGCGUCUACUAUAGAUGGUUGUAGUGACAUGGUAGGAUUUAGUGAAACGUUGAAUCUAAAACCCAUGGUUUUAAUGAAUCUACGUAUUUCACUUCAUUCUAAAGGACAUAUUUUACCUGCUGGGAAAACAGAAUUACCUUUUUUAUUUGAGAUUAAAGCAUCCAAUCCUAAUAUUCCUCUUAUUGAGACGUAUAAUGGUGUUUGUAUCUCGUGUUCCUACACUCUCAUAGCUACGGCUCGUGGUAUUAUAGGAAAAUCAACAAGUGAUCCACUUCAAUUAUUAGUUAUUGUUCCAGGUCAAGGUAUUCCUUCUCCUGACCUACUGAAAGAAGAUAAAGGUACAUAUUUUGAGUUAAAUGAAGAAUCAAUAGAGAAAAAACAUCAUCAUCUUAUUAGUCAAAAGUGUCAUCUAAAUUUCCUUCUUGAGGGAUUUUUUGAACGAUAUUACAACGAUAUUGACAUUCCACUUUCUGGAUGGAUUGUAGUGCGACGAUGUAAUGUUAGAAUUCUUUCUAUUGAACUACAGUUACUGCGGGUAGAACAUGCGGCUACAUCAGAGAAGAUUGCACAUAAAGCUACAGAAGUUCAAAGUAUUCAAGUAGCAGAUGGAGAUGUAUCACGUAAUCUUGAUAUUCCUAUUUAUAUGUUCUUUCCACGAUGGUAUACAUGUCCUUCUAUAAAAACAUCUAACGUACGAGUUGUAUUUGAUGUGAACAUUAAAGUUUUCCUGGAGGGUCGUCAGGUAGUUAGUAAAGUUAUUCCGAUACAUUUGUAUCGUGCCUGCAAUUAA
Trypanosoma theileri is the source of this 954-nucleotide messenger RNA. RefSeq lists its product as uncharacterized. The transcript has a single exon. Gene Ontology annotation, biological process: intracellular protein transport. Gene Ontology annotation, cellular component: endosome. Bases 1 to 954 code for a protein of 317 amino acids. Lineage: Eukaryota; Euglenozoa; Kinetoplastea; Trypanosomatida; Trypanosomatidae. The record is from RefSeq and is a predicted model, not a curated record.